Spirodela intermedia is the source of this 9898-nucleotide messenger RNA. The record is from the annotation of a GenBank genome assembly. Lineage: Eukaryota; Viridiplantae; Streptophyta; Magnoliopsida; Alismatales; Araceae.
AUGGUCCGGCUUCUGGGAUUGGGCCGCUUACUCUCGGAGGAGUCCCCCCGGGAGAUCAGCGGCGGCAGAGAGGGAAUGGCCGGCGUUGGGGAGAGCGGCUGGCUCGUACGCUUCUUCGAUUCGGCCUUCUUCUGCGAGUGGAUAGCUGUGAGUUACCUCUACAAGCAUGGUCACCCGGGGGUGCGCGAUUACCUGUGCAACCGCAUGUACACCCUCCCCUUGACCGGCAUCGAGAGCUACCUUUUCCAGAUCUGCUACAUGCUCGUCCACAAGCCCAGCCCCUCCCUCGACAGGUUCGUCAUUGACGUGUGCUCCAGAUCCCUUAAGAUCGCUCUUAAGGUGCACUGGUUCCUCAUGGCUGAGCUCGAGGAUACGGAGGACAACGAAGGUAUCAGCCGGAUCCAGGAAAAAUGUCAGAUAGCAGCGACAUUAAUGGCCGACUGGCCUCCACUUUUGCAUCCGCAGUCGAGCACCGUGAACUCGCAUGCAAGCCCUGGGAGCGGUAAGGGCCACCCAGUGCUCGAUCGGAUACGCUCAUCUAAGCAGAAGCUUCUGUCCUUGGCCUCUUCUCCGUCGUUUGGUGGCAGCCCAUCGCAGGAAGACAAAGACAAAGAUAAUGACAAUGCCAGUAGCACUAGCACCGGUACUGGUAACGUCAGUGGUAAGUCCCCCUCUACCUCGGAGGAGAACAAGCUAUUUAAGAAGUUCAUUCCAGGACCAAAGGUUAGAGACGCCCUCUUGUUCAGAAAGUCUGUGGAAAAAGAGGAAGAGGACUCCGAUAAGGAUGGGUUCUUUCGAAGGCUUAUUGGGGAUAGUAAAGACAAGGACGAGGAUGAUUCAGAUAAAGAUGGGUUCUUUCGAAGGCUUAUUAGGGAUAGUAAAGACAAGGACGAGGAGGAAGACCCCAGUUCUAGCUCAGAUGGGUUCUUUAAAAGAUUGUUUCGCGACAAGGAGGAGAAGUCGGGAGAAGAAGAUGAAAAGGAGGGCUUCUUUAAGAGGCUUUUCAAGGAUAAGCAUGAAGAGAAGACGGAAGACGAUGAAAAGGGGAAUGGUGGAAAUGAUGAAGAUGAGAGUUCGGAUUUUCUCUCUUUCCGUAAGCUGUUCCGUGUGCAUCCCGAGGAGUCCAAGGUCGCUUCUCUGAAUGAUCAUGGUGGGACUGGUCUUUCACUUGAUAGCAGCCCGGGAACAGAGAAUUUCUUCAGGAGGCUAUUUUGGGAUCGGGAUCGUUCCUUGGAAGACUCAGAGCUACUUGGCUCAAGGAAAAACAAAGAGGUAUGCUUAAUCUGCAUACGAAACUAUUUUAUCAACUAGAGUUUUUUGUAGUAGUGCUUGUGUGUCUUCGAAUGUGUUUGUGGUUAUUGCUCUAGUUGUUGUCCAUUGAUAGGAACCCAGGUGUCUUCUGCUGUAAACCAGGCAAUCGGGGCUGUCAGGGGUCUAACAUCCAUCUGUUUGAAUGGUGCUCAUAACUUUGGUGCACUCUGCAGCACACUCCACUUGUUAAUAUCUGACUCUGGAAAUUUGCUGUCACUGCAUCAACCUGUAUGAAACCGUACGAGUGAGGAAAAUGGAUUCAGCGUCACAGCAUUACAAGAAAUUUAAUGACGGCUGACAGCUUUUACUCUCGACAAAUCACUAUUUCUGACAAAGAAUAUAGACAGCAUACAAAAACAUGCAGAUUGGGUGGCAGGAUGUAGAUUGAUCGGAGCUCCUGACCCCUUCACUUUAUGGGAACUUAUUGGAAAGAAAGAAUUAGAGAUCCCGAGAAAAUCUAAUGGACUUCUCAAUAUUGUUGGGACUGCUUCUUAUAGAAAGCUUUAAAAGAUUACAAUUAGGAUUGCUGCUAGGCUUUCGAUUGACUGGUCAAUUAUUGGAGACACUCGGAAAUUUUUGUGAACCUAUGGUACUGUAAUGGACCGAAUUACAUUUAAGACUCUCUAUCCCGUCCUUAUUUGUUAAGAUGAUGUGAAAUGUCGUCUUUAUAGGCCAUGACACUAUGAUAUUCAACUGUCUGUUUCUUUGUUUUGUUCUAUAGCCCGAGUAUUUCCGAUUAGCUACCUCAGUUGUUUCGAUCCAUCAGAGGUUAGGACGGUUGGUGCUAGCAGCCUAAAGUGUUAAUAGCACGACCCUGACUGUCAACUAUAGAUUGGUUAAAAUGGAAAACGUUUGGAUUGAAAGCCACAACACUAAUAUAUAAAGGUAACUUAUACGGUGUUAAUGAUCAAUGAAAUAUUUUUACUCAGCUUAUUUUUAUUUUUAUAUAUAAUUUAUGUAUUUACUUACUUACAUGACCAAUGUGCUCUUUAGAAAGAAAAAUUAGCUUUUGUGUCAUUGACAUAUAAUCCGUUGAUUUGAACUGUUCUUCACAAGUCAUGUCUAAGCUAUCCUCAUUAGGUUGUAGAACAAAGAAGAAGUACACAAAUCCUUUUAUGAUGGAAUUCAGAUGUUUAUAAUUUUUGGUAAAAAUAUGGAAACGCGAUCUCUGAUUCUAUGAUAAAAUAACAAAAUUUGAAGCAGAGACACUUGCUGGGACUAUCAAUGCCCAGUUGAGGAUUAUAAAUUAUUUUGUUAAAAGAAUUAUUGUUGUGUGGAAGAAAAUCAUCAUUCAGCCUCCAUGCAAGUUGAUCACGUCUAGUCCUAAGUUGAACCAUCUUCGGGUCUUUUUUUUAAGAAAAAAAAUUAAUUUAUGGAAGAAAUUGGAUUAAAGAUUUGAUACCAGGAUGUAAUUUUUGAAGAACUUGAAGCAUUGUUUCUCCUGCUAUCUUGAUUGUGGAAUCCAGACUUGCGUAACUUCACUCUGAAUUGGCUUGUUUCGAUCAGUGAACCAUGGCCAAUCUGACUUUGAAGGGGUAAAUUUCAGUCCAACCUUGGAAUUGAAACAGCAGGAAACUGGUGACACUAGGAUUGUCUAGUUAACUGCAGCUUCAGAACUUCUAGUCGCUACUAGAAGAAGGGGGAAGAGGUAUUCUUGUCGGUCGCUAGCAAAGGGCAAAGGACUUUAGAAGAGGGAAACUGAGGUCAGUGAAAAGAUAACGAAACAUGAAAAAUAGAUUCUUCCUGCAAUGACAACCACUGUUGAACUCCCAGUUUCUUUGCCCUGCAUGCCACAUCUACCUGGCCAUUGGAAAUUAAUGAGAAUAAUUCUUUUCCUACUUACUAAAACUUGAAGCGUUAAUGCCUGAUACUGAUCAGAUCGAUACCAGUUGAUCUAGGGAUCUGAUCUGUAAAACUGGUGGCAAAUGUGGCGAGCUACAUGUAUAUGUGGAAGUAAAAAAUUCAGAUAUAUCUUGUUUAGGUCAUUGAAAUGUAAACCUUUUUACCAGAUCAGUGAGGCUGUUACUACCAAAGAAACAGUGCGAAUCUAAAAUAUUCGAGAAACUCCCGUAUGUCUGUCUACUUUUCUGCAGUGAUGCAGUUGAAGAUGGCUGUCCUGCUGCGUCAGGAGUAUCAUAUGCCGUAUGUGAUCCUCUAUGGGUAGCAACAACAUGCAGGCAUCAUAACUGUCUCCGUGAUCAUCAAUGUCUAGGCUUCUUGGAUCCAGCUGUAUUUUGCUGGUGUAAAGUAACACUCUGUGCCAUGCUUUUCUUGAUGAAAUGCAGCCACAUUCUUCCUUUUUGAUGUGCUGAAUGUUGUUCAAUCGGCUUUAUAUUUCAAUUACCGUCCAAUUUUUAAUAUUAAACCGUAAAUUGUCUUCUGUUUUUUGAAUAAUUAAUUUUAUUAUUUGCGUCUUUGCAGAAGUGUCCUGGUUCACCAAAGCAACGAGAUGACAAAUCUCAUGCAAAGCCUCCAUUGCCUAACAUGACUUCUCAAAUUCGGAAGGGCACAUAUCAUGAUUCAUUGGAGUUUGUUCAGUCAUUGUGUGAUACAUCAUACAAUUUGGUGGAGAUAUUUCCUAUGGAGGAUAGGAAAAGUGCUCUUCGAGAGGUUGUAAGAAUGUCUUUUCUCAACUUCUUCAUUUUUAUCACUUGGAAUUAAGAUAUUUUAUUCCUCCGUUUUUCUAUGUUCUGAACUCAGUUUCGGUGAUGCUUUUAUUACCAGUCACUCAUGGAGAUCAAUUCAAGUAUCGCUGCUUCUCAGAACAGUGGAGGUAUGAUCUCUUUUCCUAAGAUUUUUUUUAUUUAUAUCUAUUUAUUUGUCCAUAUUUCUCAUGGUCUUGUAUUUGGUACACACAACUGUAUAGGUAUUUGCUUUCCAAUGGGGAAGGGAAUGUACCAGGUCAUUCAUAUUCCUGUAGACGAAGCUGUCCUGCUGAAUUCUAGAGACAAGGCUCCAUUCUUGAUAUGUGUUGAGGUUUUGAAAAGCGAAAUUCCAAGGUAUUUUUGACAUUUCUUAGCAAUCAAACGAGUGUCUGGUUGCAUGUUUUUUCUUUGGUACUUUUUUGAGGUGUUUUCGUACUCAUUCUAUUGAGUCCCAACAAUUUUGCUGCACAUUGUCUGAUUUUUAUGAAAUCUUAUCGAAAUGAAGAUUUAUGAGUAAAAUUUGCAAUGAUAAUGAUGCUGAUAGUUCUUACAUACUUACCAAGUCUUGAGAGUGCGGGUGCGAUUGGGCAAAUCAAUUGAGGGUCAUAUCUUUUUUUUAUUUUCGCCCAAUCUUGGAUCUGACCGUUUUAGGGUAAUUUGCUUGGGUUCAAUCCCCGCCUGAUUCUUGAAUUAAGGAAACCUUCUGUUGGGUAUUUCUGUUCAGAGCAUAACUGGCAGUAUGGUAAUUGGUUUCGACAUCUGUUUUUCUAAGCUCAUGCAUUUCUUCUUGGCUAUACCUGUAUUUCUAUCAUCAAGUCCAGACAGAGACAUUUAAUUUUAUAUCUGUUUUGAAAGUAUAUUUUCCAUUUUAUUAAUAAUAGUGCACUUAGACAAUUUUUUGCUGUUCUCUAGUCGCACAAAGGAGGCACCUGGCGCUCGUAAGGUCUCAAAAACUGGGAUUCCAUUAGCAAAUGGAGAUGCACAGCUACCAAAGCCUCCACCUUGGGCAUACCCGUUGUGGAACCCAGGCAACUUGCAUCAUCAUGGGGAAGAUAAAAUGUUGAGAUCCACGUCUGAGGCUAUUGAUCAAGCAAUGGCUCAUUUAUGGGAAGCUAAAGUCAAAUUUGUUCAUGUCACGCUUUCUGUUGAGAACGUAUCAGCUAAUUGCUCAAAGGGCAGUGAGCAACAAGAUUCAGGGCAUGAGGUGGAAGGUGCUAAUUUACAUUCUCUUUCUGAUUCUGUGGAGUAUUCAUCUUACUGUGAGUCAGAUGGAUGGGAUUUACCUCGAGUAUCUGGACCAAAGGUUAAUUGUGGUUUGGAACGGGUAAGAGUUGGCUUAUCGGCUGUGCCGGGGGUCAGUAUGGAAGAUGUAAGUGAUCAAGAGCCACCACGUCGGAAAGAACAUCGCCGUGUCCCAAGCACAGUUGCCAUAGAGGAAGUAAAGGUGGGCCUGUAAGUGGGAAAUGUACAUGUAUCAGUGUCCUAUUCAACAUGCUCCGUGGCUACAUUGUUGUUGAAAUUCAUACCUUGCACGAUUUCUGCCUAACAUAUUCAAAACAAAUAUGCUUUUUUCUUGUACAUCUCUUGAUGCUUUUAAAAUAUCUGAUCCAUGUCUGAUUUAUUUGAUGAUCACACUCACUAUAGAUUCUUAAGAUACUUAUAUGGCAACAUUCAGGUCAUCGAAUUUUAAAUAUUAUACUAUAAAUGACUGAAUAUCUCCUGAUUACCGUAUGCCUAGAGUUCAUAUUUAUAUGAAGUUUAUUGUCUUUUUGCCUUUUAUUCAUUGUCAUCUACUUAAUUCUAAAUUUGUGGUUUCCAAAUUCAUGUUGCUUGAUUUGAAGCACUAAAUUAGCUCCAUCUCUAGGAUUAUUAUAUUUGACUUGUAUCAACUAGUGCGAAACAACUCGAUAUUUCGCAGUUCCAAUUCCCUAUACUGGUUAGGGUUCAUUCGUCAAAUAGGUAAUUUAAAUGGUGUGUUUGGUCAGAGUGUCAGACAUGGACUCAUAGAAGGUGGAACUAGGUCUGUCAAGGCCUUUAAGAGUCAAAGACAAAUUGGUAUGAUCUGACGUCAUGCCUUAUAACUCUCAAGACUAUGCGAUGCAAAGUUGACCGCACCUUCCUUUUUUUUUCCUUUCCUUAUCCCCGACUUUCCGUUAUUAAUACUCGGCUCUCAUUUUUUUCAAAGAAGCACUGUUUAAUAUUUGUUUCCUUUUCGACAAUGAAUUAUUAUACCAUUUUAUUCAUUGUACCCAAGACCAGACAAUCGCGGUUUUGAUCAGAAUACGGAAAAGCUGAUAAUCCGUUGCAAUUGAAAAAUAAAAAAUAGGAAAGUGCCAUUGACCGUAAAUCACUUUUUUUUACUUGGAUUGACUCGAUCUUGACUUUAUCUGACCUUUUCAAAACUACUAGCGGAAGAAGAGGGAAGAGAGACAUGCCUGGCUUUGCUGUGAGAAGGAACAAGAGGAAUGUAGAGUGAGUAAACAGAAGAAAUGAUGACAAGGUCAACAAGAGAAAUUUGUGUCCCCUUCAACUCCGUCAUGCUUAGUUGGCUGUGCACUGCUACUCCCAGAGCUCUGCUCCACAAACUAUGGCAUGCAUGUUAUCCUUCCUGAUUAUUGGGAGUAAUAGGGCGGUGGUUCUUCAAGUUUUAGCGGGAGGGUGUUGUAAAAUGGUUGGUGAGGUAAGGGUUAGGAUGUCUGUUCAAACGCUCAAUAUUAAAUUUUACAACAUUAAAAUUGCUGCAACAUAUUUUUUUUUUUCUUUGGUAAAUCAGAUCAGGUUCUUCCACCUGACAGGUUGGUUAAGCUAAUUCAGUGGCCUUCUCCAAUUUAGCCCACCAUGAUUUUCUUUGUAAUUCCUGGAUGUGGUGAUGAUAUUUAUUCUUUCCAAGUGCUGUCCAUUUUUCUUUUAAAGGUCAACCUCUAUUCUACUUCCUUGUUUUUAUUUUUGCAGUUGUUUGGUCAGGUAUUUUUUACGUUUUUAAUAUUUCCUUUGUUAAUUUUGAAAUUCAAUCUUUUGUAGGCCGCUGCAGCAAAAGGGCAUGCACCUCCUGGCCUGCCAUUGAAAGGUGCUGGUCAGGAUUCGUCAGAUUCAGAACCAAAGGUUAUUUUUCUAGACAAUUUGUUUGCAUCACGUAGAAAAAGGGUGUAAAAAUGCCAUUUAGAUGUAUUUUCUGUCAGGUGUCAGACGGUGGAGGUUCUAAAGCCAUUGACGCUUUAGCUGGUGAACUUUGGGAGGUUAAGAAAGAAAGAAUCAGGAAAUCCUCGACUUAUGGAAAGUCAUCCGGUUGGGACUUGCGUUCAGUAAGUAAACUCCAUUCAAUGGAUUCUCUCGGUUUUAAAAUUGUACAAUUAUCAUAUUGGGAUUUCGAUGCUCAUGUUCUAUCAGUGGAGGGCCAUAAUUUAUGAUUAUUAUUAUUAUUAUUAUUAUUAUUAUUAUUAUUAUUAUUUAUUUUAAUUCUUCCAAUCUGCUUGGUUCCAUGUACAGAUGAUUGUGAAGAGUGGAGAUGAUUGCCGGCAGGAACAUUUGGCAGUGCAACUUGUUUCUCAUUUCUAUGGUAGGAAUUAUUUUUUUCCUCACUUCUGUGCUCUAUUUUCAACAUGAAUCUCCAAUUAUGAUUCCUUAUUUUAUUUAUUUUCACCCUUUUCUUUUAUGUUGACUGAAAAAAAAAAAUCAUCUGGGCAAUAACAGAUAUAUUUCAAGAGACUGGCUUACCACUCUGGUUGCGUCCCUAUGAAGUCUUGGUCACCUCUUCUUAUACUGCACUUAUUGAGACUAUUUCAGAUACGGUAACUUGCAGUGCCUUCAAACGAUUGGCUUCUUUGAAUUAAAAAUAUUCUUAGCAACAUUGCCUGAAUAACCUCUUUGCAGGCCUCGCUUCAUUCUAUCAAGAGUAGGUUCCCAAACAUUACAAGUCUGCUUGAUUUUUUCAUUGCCAAGUAUGGAGAAAAUUCCCCAGCCUUUAAGCUUGCUCAGGUAUAUUUCAGGGAUCCAAACUCUGAUGAGCCAUUUUAAUAUUCCAGCUUCAGAUGCUUCAGACUUGUCUUUUGCACCUUUCACCCAAUUAGGACCCAUAAUACUUACUAUUCCCAGAAAUCUUUUUCAUUGAUUAGUGUUGCCAGAAACUGCAAUACUAAUCUGGGCAUUACUUCUCCAAUGGAAUUUUUAUAUGUCAGUAUUGUUGGCUGGAGUAAUAUGGUGCUCGAUCAUGGCUUCGUGACGCCUGUUUGGGCUACUACUUGCCAAUUCUUGACGUUGUAUCUUCCAUUUUCAAGUGGGAAGCUAUUUCUUUGCUUUUUUUCUAUGAGGAUGUAUGAAUCACCCAUUUUGAUCUAUAGACAUGAUGCAUUCUUCGUGAUGCCUCUUUGGGCAAGUAGUUUUGCAACUUCAUCAAAUCACUGGAUCUAGCCUGCCCGAAGUUGUGUAGGCUUGAGAUUGGCAGGUGCUUCUGUUUAUAAUUUGCCAAUAGGGAUUUUUCAUGGGUAUCGAUUAAUUCAUAUGAAUACGGUUUAUUUCCCUCGAUUUAAAUAAAAUAAUUAUUGGAUAUCUACAUUAUCUGUGUUCUUCAUGAGAGAUGAGAAAGAGGCUGUAGGUCAUGCUCUGUAAAUGAUCCCUGCAUUGCCAAUUAUAGUCAGUUCAAGAAAUAUCAUAAUUUGGAAGGAGAAUUUAUCAGCUCAGUUUUAAUUUGUGUUAAUUCUUUUUUCAGAGAAACUUUGUGGAGAGCAUGGCAGGAUACUCCAUAUUGUGCUAUCUCUUACAGGUUCCCCAUUUUUCUUCAUAUUUAUUUGCUCUGCGGCCUUCCAUAAAUAGCACUCCACUCAUCUGGCCUUUCAUUCUUCUUCCAUGCGUCUGUAGCUACCUCUCUCUCUCUCUCUCGAUCUCUCUCUCUCUCUCCUCCAACCCCCCCUUCCUCCCCCGCAUAGGGUAAUGAUGUUAGUACAUAUUAACCAAUCAUUAGUGCUUAGCUAGCCCAGCACUAGUCCCAUUGGUCCCUUCCCUUUCUCUGGGACUGAUGCUAUUACUGUUGUUCAGGUGAAGGAUAGGCACAACGGAAAUCUCCUGCUGGAUGAAGAAGGGCAUAUCAUCCAUAUCGACUUCGGUUUCAUGCUGUCGAACUCGCCCGGCGGCGUAAAUUUUGAGAGUGCUCCAUUUAAGCUGACUCGAGAACUCCUUGAAGUCAGGGGGCCUUCCACUCAAUCCAUUUAAUCAGUUGAUGCUUCUACUGCAGACUCAUAAACUAAUAUAUUGGAUCAUUCUAUCUUAGGUCAUGGAUUCUGAUGCAGAGGGUAACCCGAGUGAGUUCUUCGACUAUUUCAAGGUAUCAUCCCCGCCCGCACUGGGUUUUUUCACUUCCCUUCCACCAAUUCCUUGUAACCCUCUCUCUCUCUCUCUCUCUCUCUCUCUCUCUCUCUCUCUCUCUCUAUGUCCUCAGGUGCUGUGCAUACAAGGCUUUCUGACAUGUCGUAAGCAUGCAGAACGCAUCAUCCUUCUUGUGGAGAUGUUCCAGGUAUCACAUGCAGAACAAGUCUCUCUCUCUCCCUCGCUCUCUCUCUCUCGCUCUCUUUCUCUCUCUCUCUAGUGAGUUAUAUAUAUAUAUAUAUAUAGAUAAAUAUAUUGUUUGCGCCAGAUUUUGAUUUCUUGUUUAAUUUUUUUGAAUUAUCUACUAGGAUUCUGGGUUCCCCUGUUUCAAGGGGGGGGGCCGGACGAUCCAGAACCUGAGGAAGCGUUUCCACCUGGGCCUAACAGAGGAGGUUCAACCUGCAACUCCCUCACUUCUCUCUCCUGUGUUCUUCCCUCCUCCACGGAGAUCUUGACCUCCGUCCCCUCGUGAUUUCGAGCAGCAAUGCGUGUCCUUGGUCCUCUCCCUCAUCAGCAGCAGCUUGGACGCAUGGCGGACCCGGCAGUACGACUACUACCAGCGAGUUCUCAACGGGAUCCUAUGA